Messenger RNA from Megalobrama amblycephala (Wuchang bream), 3060 nucleotides. RefSeq lists its product as uncharacterized. Gene Ontology annotation, cellular component: nucleus. Gene Ontology annotation, molecular function: protein binding; DNA-binding transcription factor activity, RNA polymerase II-specific; DNA binding. Bases 176 to 2503 code for a protein of 775 amino acids. Gene Ontology annotation, biological process: regulation of transcription by RNA polymerase II. NCBI's taxonomy places the organism in Eukaryota, Metazoa, Chordata, Actinopteri, Cypriniformes, Xenocyprididae. The record is from RefSeq and is a predicted model, not a curated record. The transcript is spliced from 24 exons.
GGAACAUAAAAAGGCAGACCUACUGAAAGGUGUCGUUAGGUGAAUCAUGGAAACUGAAAAGAGAUGAGACAGUGUGUACGUCAUUGCGUGUGUAGGAGAGAGAGAGAGAGAGGGGGAAAUAGAAAAAUACAGAAAGUCGUGGACAUCGCAAGAGUGUUUCAGAGAACCACAGGACAUGGAAGGAGAGUCGAUCACAGACACCGAGUCUGAAACAGAAUCCGAAUGGGAUCCAGAGAGCAGCACAGAAUAUGACAGUCUGAGUGAGAACGACAGAGAAAAGAAAGGAAAACGAGGGGGGAAAAGGAAACGAAAGUACUCCAGCCAGAAUUUGAGGCAAACAAUUGAAAACCAACUCGAACUUCCUGUCAAAUGUGGAGCUAAAGAUGGUGUCCUUUAUGUGGAGAAAUAUAAUGACAUGCAGGCAUGCAUCUUCAGUGAAGGCCAGUGGUUCAAGCCGAUUGACUUUGAGAGAUUUGGAGGAAAGGCAAGGAGCAAAAAGUGGAGGAACAGCAUCGUUUACAAUGACAUUCCACUCCAGGAACUCAUAAGGGAUGGACUUCUUUUACCCUUUAAGAAAUAUGGAGUUCAGAAUAAACAGAAUGACUCUCCUGAAUCCUCACCAGUUACUGACCGGCUCAGAAAAAGGAAGUAUGUUGCACAGAUUGGCUCUCCUGAAUCCUCAUCUGUGACUGUCAGGCUCAGAAAAAGAAAGUGCAGGAGACAGCCGUUCCACUCUGAACCCAAGGAGUCGAUUAAUGGCAGUGAAGAUGGUGAUGGUGACAGUGACAACAAUGAUGUCAAUGAAGUUUUGGAUCUUGAUGAUGAUGAUGAUGAUGAUGUUAUUGACUUGAGCAUGUUUGAAGGUCCAACCCUACCUGUUACUUGUGGUUCUGAAUCUGGCAUCCUACAUAAAUAUCGCUUUGCCAAAGGGCAUCGUGGGAGAUGCAUAAGAACAGAGAACUUCUGGCUCACACCUGAGAAUUUCAUCAAACUGAACAAACCAGAAGGAACAUGGAGGAAAGAUAUUGUGACCAAUGAGAUACCUCUAGGAAAACUUAUAAUGAAAAGAGUUUUGGAACCGCAUAUGAUAAACUGUUACUGUGAGAUUUGUGAAGAACAAGAUCAAUAUCAACAGAAUGAUGACGUGUGUUUCGUGUGUAACUCUGAGGGAGAUCUUGUGUGUUGUGACGAGUGUCCACGAGCUUUUCAUUCACACUGUCAUCUACCAGCUGCAGACGGAGACUCACUUGGAAGCCAGUGGAGCUGCACAUUCUGUGUGAUGAAGAAUAUGAAAGAUUCCAGUCAAAAGACCCAACAGGAAGUUUUGAGCAGUCCAGUCUCUCAGUACACACUGCACUGUCAGUACCUGCUGUUACACCUGCUACAUGAGAGCAUGACUGAGCCCUGCACUAAUGUUUCAGGAUACAGUAAGAAUAUUUGUAGUCCCAUGAUGCUGGGCCGAGUGAAGCUGAACCUGGAGAAUAACGAUUAUCAAACAGUGCAAGAGUUUGUCUCCGAUAUUGAACAGAUUUUCAACUACUGUUGCACCUCCAACGGAGAUAAUGACUCCAGUAGAAUGACCUCUAGGCUGAAGGAAGCAUUCAAGAAGGAGUUUGAAACUGUCUUUAAGGAGAAGAGAAAUAGGAUAUGUGCCCCAAAUAAAGAGAUGACAGAUCUGUCAGUUUUCCAGGCUCCCUCUUUACCAGUCACCUGUGUUUCACUUACUGGGACUCUACACAAAUACAGGUUUGCAACAGGGAGUCGUGGGAAGUGUAUAAGGACCGAGGAAAGCUGGUUCACUCCGGAGGAAUUUGUGAACCAGGAACAAACUCUCACUGAUGGACACUGGAAAAAGGAUAUACUGUGCCAUGGAAAAACUCUUAACUUUUUACUCAAGAAAAAGAUCCUACGCAUCCAUCCUCUUCUGUGUGAAUGUGUGAAAUGCAGUCAUCAACUAGAAGACCUGAUGGCACAGACAAAUGACGAUGUUUGCUACGUGUGUGAGUCUGGAGGAGAUCUCGUGUGUUGUGACGAAUGUCCACGAGCUUUUCAUUCACACUGUCACCUACCAGCUGUGGACGGAGACUCACCUGGGGAAUGGAUUUGUACCUUUUGCAUGUUAAAAACCAGUCAUCAAUGGCGUGACUCCAGUAGCAUGACUGAACAAGAAGCUUUCAACGCUCCAGUGUCGCAAUACAGAUUGCACUGCCACUAUCUCCUGUUAUGUGUGUACAAGGAGGACACUCAGAGGGUGUUUGUAGAGGAUCCACGCAAAACAGUGUCCAGAUACUCUCAGUUCAUUUCUCAGCCAAUGUGGCUGGACAGAAUAAAGCUAAAGUUGGAAAGUGACGAGUAUCAGACGGUUGGAGCAUUUGUCUCUGACUUUCGGCUCAUUUUCAGCAAUUGCAGCACAUUCAACAAGGACAAUAAGUUUGGGAAAAUGCGUGCCAGGCUGAAGGAAAUGUUUGAGAAGGAGUUCCAGAAAAUCUUCACGAUCCAAUAACAGCCAAAUAUCACAAAAAUUGAACCGUUCAUUGCAGUAAAAAAUUUAAAAUGUGGGGAAAAACACACACACGUUUUCUCCAAAACACGUUGGCCAAAAUUAUUGGCACCAUUGUAUUAAAAAUAAAAAAGUCAUUUUGCCAAGAUAACGGCUCUGAGUCGUCUCCUAUAAUGCCUGAUGAGUUUGGAGAACACCUGAGGAGAGAUCAGAGGUCAUUCCUUCAUACAGAAUCUGUCCAGAUCCUUCAGAUUCCAGUUCCAUGUUGGUGCUUCUUCUCUUCAGUUCACUCCACUCAUUUUCUUUAGGGUUCAGGUCAGAGGACUGGGAAGACCAUGGCAGAAGCUUCAUUUUGUGCUUAGUGACAGAGGAUGAUUGAGGAUGAGAGUGAGGAUGAUUUUUCUUGAAACACUCCCAAACAACUUGUGGUGAUGUGUUUUUUUUUCUUUCUGACCCCAAGACUAUAAUCAUUUCUGUAAUUCUCCAGCUGUGAUCCUUGAAUCCACACACACACACACACACACACACACACAAACACACACACACACACACACACUUUC